AGUCCGGUGGUGCCCCGCGGCAGGCCGCGCAGACGCAGUGAGGCGGAACCGGUCACUCUUGGAGCUGAGGGGCCGCGGCUGGGUUGAGCGGCGUCUGGAGGGGGUCACCAAACAGGCCUGCGGCUAGGCGACGCGGCACAGGAUAGCCCGCACUAUGUCGAGGCAGGCGAGCCGUGGCACCGAGAGCAAAAAAAUGAGCUCUGAGCUCUUCACUCUGACCUAUGGAGCUCUUGUCACCCAGCUGUGCAAGGACUAUGAAAAUGAUGAAGAUGUGAAUAAGCAGCUGGACAAAAUGGGCUAUAACAUUGGAGUCCGACUGAUUGAAGAUUUUUUGGCACGGUCAAAUGUCGGGAGAUGCCAUGACUUUCGGGAAACUGCAGAUGUCAUUGCCAAGGUGGCGUUCAAGAUGUACCUGGGUAUCACUCCAAGCAUCACUAAUUGGAGUCCAGCUGGUGACGAAUUCUCCCUCAUUUUGGAAAAUAACCCUUUGGUGGACUUUGUGGAACUUCCUGAUAACCACUCAUCCCUUAUUUAUUCCAAUCUCUUGUGUGGGGUGUUACGGGGAGCCUUGGAGAUGGUCCAGAUGGCUGUGGAGGCCAAGUUUGUCCAGGAUACCCUGAAAGGAGAUGGUGUGACAGAAAUCCGAAUGAGGUUCAUCAGACGGAUUGAAGACAAUCUCCCAGCUGGAGAAGAAUGACCAUCCCCAGGACUUGUGGGUAGCCAGCAGGAGCAUUUGCUGGAAUCAGAAAGGCUCCAUCCACCAGUUGCUCCCUGGAACUCAGUGACUCUUCAGUGUGAUGUUAUAUAUUCUU
Messenger RNA from Castor canadensis (American beaver), 812 nucleotides. The record is from RefSeq and is a predicted model, not a curated record. NCBI's taxonomy places the organism in Eukaryota, Metazoa, Chordata, Mammalia, Rodentia, Castoridae.